Messenger RNA from Nannospalax galili (Upper Galilee mountains blind mole rat), 1746 nucleotides. RefSeq names its product B cell receptor associated protein 29 (gene Bcap29). Gene Ontology annotation, cellular component: endoplasmic reticulum membrane; endoplasmic reticulum. The record is from RefSeq and is a predicted model, not a curated record. Bases 196 to 921 code for a protein of 241 amino acids. Gene Ontology annotation, biological process: endoplasmic reticulum to Golgi vesicle-mediated transport; intracellular protein transport. NCBI's taxonomy places the organism in Eukaryota, Metazoa, Chordata, Mammalia, Rodentia, Spalacidae. The transcript has 8 exons.
CUCUUCCGGGAGUGCCCAGCUCGACUGAGAAGUGGAAGUCAGCCCGCUACGCCGCGACGCAUCGGAAACCGUGGUUGCAGAGAAACGCCGUCGCGCCUGUGUGACCUCAGCCGGGCCGGGGCGCGCUCCCGGCGGGAGACGGGCGCGCGAGCGGCCGAGCGCGCGGAGCCGGCGGUGGGUGUGAAGAGAAAAGCCAUGACAGUCCAGUGGGUGGCAGUUGCAAGCUUUCUCUAUGCUGAAAUAGGACUCAUUUUAAUCUUCUGUCUACCUUUUAUUCCGCCUCAGAGAUGGCAGAAGAUCUUUUCAUUUAGUGUCUGGGGUAAAAUUGCAAGUUUUUGGAACAAAGCUUUCCUUACUAUUAUAGUCCUAUUGAUUGUUUUGUUUCUAGAUGCUGUGAGAGAAGUAAGGAAGUACUCCUCCAGCCAUGGCAUUGAGAGGAGCACAGGUGGGAGACCUAGUGCCCAUGAACACACACAAAUGAAGCUUUUUAGAUCUCAAAGAAAUCUGUACAUUUCUGGAUUUUCAUUAUUUUUUUGGCUAGUGUUGAGACGUCUGGUUACACUUAUUACUCAGCUGGCAAAAGAAAUAUCAAAUAAGGGAGUGCUUAAAACUCAAGCAGAAAAUACUACUAAGGCUGCCAAGAAAUUCAUGGAAGAGAAUGAAAAACUAAAAUGGGUACUAAAAGGCCAUGACAAAGAUGAAGAACACACUUUGGAAACUGAAAAUAAAAAACUAGUAGAAGACCAGGAAAAACUGAAAACGGAAUUGAAGAAGGCUUCAGAUGCCCUUUUUAAGGCACAAAAUGAUGUGAUGACUAUGAAGAUUCAGUCCGAGAGACUUUCAAAAGAAUAUGAUCGACUCCUGAAAGAACACUUGGAACUUCAGAAUCAUUUAGAAAAAGACAAUAAGAAAGGUCUGUGAACAUUACAAAAGAAGAUUGUGAUAUACCGUGUCAAGAUAAUAAAUUUGUUAUCAUGAUAGCAACUAAAAAGUUUAAAAUUCAGUUCAAAAAAUGUUCUAUUAGCAACCAGUUAUUUUUUCAUGACACAUAUAGCCUAUAUAGUAGUGACAUUAUGAAAAUAUUUGAUGUUUUAGAUAUAAAGUGUGUAUUUCAACUCUUCAAAAAAAUAUAAGCAUGUUAAAUGCCUACUUACAUAUUGCUAAUAACAUUGGUAUAUGGUAGCUGUUUACCCAUAAAAGGAAAAAUUCAUUAGCCAUUUACUUCCAAAAUUAGAUUUUAUUUAAGUUGCAUGAAACCACUAAUAGCCUUGAAAGCUUUGAUGAGUGUUCAGUAAUCUGAUCAGAUGAUGUUCGAAAAUAGUACUCCAUAUCAGAAAAUUUGUUCACAGGGAAAUGAAAUAAGUGUAAAUGACCAGAACUAGCCACUGUAUUUGUAGAGAAAUGUUAAAAAGAGCAGUGAAAAUAGUAGUCUUAGGGUUUUUUUUUUAAGCCUCAAAAUUAUAUGGUUUACUCUACAUAAGACAGCACUAUUGAUAACUAUAUUUUUGUUACUGUGCUUAUGUACAUCUUAGAUUUUUUUUUAUAUUUUUUUUAGUAACACAGUAAGCUAUCUUUUCCACCUCAUCUAGUUAUUACCAGGCUCUAUGUCCACUUGCAUAACUGUCAUAACACUGAACUGAACUUAUAAUGUGGAAUUCUACACUUAAAAAACUCAUGUAUGACAUCCAAAAAGCAGUGUUUUUCCAUGGUUGUGAUAGUUAUUAAACAAAUAUUACCUCAAACGUA